AGACAUUUAUUUUCCAACAAGCGUUGGAAAAUAAAUCAAAUCAAGUUUGAGUUGAACUGGCUAAGGUUGGAUCGGAAUUGAAUUAGGGUCAAUAAGAAAUUGUUGAAAGUUUUUUAAAUGGUAGAUUACUGAAUAGCUAUGUGGCUGUUUUUGAAAUUGUUGUUGAUGUUUUUUUAUUCCUGCUUUUGUUGUUAUUGCUGUUGUUAUUGUUAUUGCUGUUAUUGUUGUUGUUGUUGUUGUUGUUAUUAUUGUCGUUAUUUCUGUGUAUAUAUAAGCUUACAUAGGUUGCUCUCGUUUUUUUAUAAAAUUAUUUUUAUGUAAUUAUUUCAUAACUUACAAAUAUUCAAGACGUAGAAAAACUCGAUCAAUGUAUUUAAGAGCUUUAGUCUACCCCUAAAAUGUUUUGACAUCGUCUCAAAUAACACCAAGCUAGCCACUCACAAAGUUAAGUCAUUAUGAAUAAAAACUAACAUAAAAUUGUUUAAAUGAAAACUUAACAUAAAUCUUUCCAGCCUUACUUUCCAACAAUAAUAAUAACAUUUGCCAACAACGUGAUUCAUCUCAUGUAUUCCAGAUUUCUUAGUUUUCAGAACUACUGGAUUUUAUCAAGCUCGAACCCAGCACCUUUUACCGUGGCGUCGAAAAACCCUAUUUCGCUAGAACUAUCAGAAAGCGCAGCGCCGUUGAGAAGCAAAUAGUCCUGGGGACGAGGUUGACAUCUCACAAGAAAGUAUAAGGAGAAGUGAUCACGUAACUGAGAAUUUAAUAUCGUUUCGCGACUACAUGGCUGAGUUUAUUCACAACAACAAAAACAAGGGAAAUUCGCUCGAGUAUGACAUAGAUGUAAAAGGUACUACAUGGUACAGCAAGGAAAAGCACGCACACUGCAAUGUAGCGCAUACAGGUGAUAUAUUCACAAAAAUUGGACACUUUAGAUCGCCUGAUGAUACAUAUAGAGAGGCUUGGGAAAGAAAAAAUCGAGGCUUAAAAAAAUAUGAACUUGAGAAGCUCAGCAGAUGGCAGUAUACAAAACAGGAGUUAAAUUAUCCUAAGAAAAUUGAAAACAGACCAGAAAACGCAAAAAGUCAUGUUUCUACUUGGAGUCUACUGGACACGUCAGAAGGUUUAAGUACAAAAGACAAGUUUUGUCCACAAAACGGUCCACCCAAAAAACGAUCUAAUAUUCCUCUCCUAACCAGUGCACAAACACCGUCUAGGAGCGCAUUCCAACCUGUAAUCAAGGACACAUACAGUCUCCUUGGAAGAAGACGGAUAAAUUCGGAUGAUUUUAUAGGUGACCAAAGAACACUCGGACAAACUUAUGCCCAACAUGAAGACAUGUUGUCUCAGCACUACACGCAUACAUUCAGUCGCAGUUUAUCACGAGAUGCUUCGGAUACAGAAAGUUUUUCCGACGAAAGUGAAAUUGACGUUGUUGAGAUAUCAUCCAAUAGAAAGAAAGCUACUCGGCAUAAAGUUACUUUGCACAAUCCGCCGAAACUUAUAAAAUUUAACGAAAACGGUAACGAUAAUAUGAUAGAAAAACCAAAGAAAGUAAGCUCCAACGAGUGUCAUCGACAAAAAGACGAUAAAAAAACUAGUUUUACCGACACAGAUCGUUCGUGUAAAUUACCAGUUUGUGGGGCAACGAAACCGGCUAAACAAUCAUCAUCAUCCGACGAAAGCAUGGAAAACAAAAGAAAACGAGGUGGCGGAAAAAUUGGUCGCAAACGUAAAAGAGGUUAUAUAUACGAUCCGAAACCUUUAGUUGCUAAAACAAAAACUACAAUUUUACCUGAAGAAGUAAAAGACAAUGUGUAUUGGGAUCGAAGACGCCGAAACAAUGAGGCGGCGAAACGAUCCCGCGAAAAUAGGCGUUUUAAGGAAUUAGAAAUAAUGACUGAAGCUAAAAAAUUAUCGGCACAAAAUGAGGCUUUAAAGUUAAAAAUUGACAGACUGGAAAUGAGAAAUCAAUAUUUAGAAGAAUUACUAUCAAGCAAAACAAUUAUGGGUAGUACAUCUAGUGGAUAGAACUUAUCAUAGCGCUUUCUGACAACUGUAUAUUUUACAGUCACUAAUAUAUAUAUAUACUAUCUUUUGGUACUUUCUUGCAUACGAUAAACGUAACGUCUAGUACUUUUGAAUAGAAAGAAACUUUUGUAUCCCGGUGAAGAAUAUGAAAGAAAAUUAAAUCAGCUAUCUACAAAUUCAGUCAAACAUGCUCUGAAUUAUUCUAAGUACAAAACAAGUGAACUGAUAUCAUAAAGUUGUUAACUGACAAAUUCUCACAAACUGCCAAUAGAAAUUACCAGAUUCGUUCCCAGAGCAUUUUUCCUUCCUCUCCGUGAUAACUGCUUAGGGGACAAGAGAUCCUGGGCACAAGAAUGAGAAAUGGCAACCUUAACAUUUGCAUCCCUUUCUGUUUAGCUCUUACUUUUUACAUUUCAGGAAGAUUUCUAUCAACAUCAUGCAGAAGACCAUGUUCUUCUUCUUCUUCUUCUUCUUCUUCUUCUUCUUCUUCUUCUUCUUCUUCUUCUUCUUCUUCUUCUUCUUCUUCUUCUUCUUCUUCUUCUUCUUCUUCUUCUUCUUCUUCUUCUUCUUCUUCUUCUUCUUCUUCUUCUUCUUCUU
Messenger RNA from Hydractinia symbiolongicarpus, 2628 nucleotides. RefSeq lists its product as uncharacterized. Gene Ontology annotation, cellular component: nucleus. Lineage: Eukaryota; Metazoa; Cnidaria; Hydrozoa; Anthoathecata; Hydractiniidae. The record is from RefSeq and is a predicted model, not a curated record. The coding region runs from base 784 to 2031 and encodes 415 amino acids. Gene Ontology annotation, molecular function: DNA-binding transcription factor activity, RNA polymerase II-specific; RNA polymerase II cis-regulatory region sequence-specific DNA binding. Gene Ontology annotation, biological process: regulation of transcription by RNA polymerase II. The transcript has 2 exons.